Molecule: messenger RNA, 1986 nt
Organism: Trichomycterus rosablanca
Lineage: Eukaryota; Metazoa; Chordata; Actinopteri; Siluriformes; Trichomycteridae
Gene: spast
Product: spastin
Exons: 16
Coding region: 123-1808 (561 amino acids)
Cellular component (GO): microtubule cytoskeleton
Molecular function (GO): ATP binding; microtubule severing ATPase activity; ATP hydrolysis activity
Source: RefSeq, a predicted model, not a curated record
GGAACCCUGUCAGACGGGACCAAACUGUAAACAACACGAAUUGACGCCUGGAAUUCGUCUAUUAUAAGCUUAAAAUUUAAUAUAUAUUUAUAUUAUAAGAUGGAAACCUUCAUUAAAAGUGAAUGAAUUCGUUAGAAGGAGAAAGAGUGAGUUAUAAGAAGAGAAACGGGGUUCGGUUUGGGCCUGCUCGAGCUGAAGAGUUCACCUGUGAUCAGGUGCACCUCCAUCAUCCUCGUGCUCAUCGCUUUUACUAUAAUAUUAAUUAUUAUCAUUAUAUUUUAUACGUUUUUUACCCGGUACUGGUGCUGUUUAACAUAACCCGGUUUAUUACUGAACGCCUGUGUGUGCUGUUAUACUGGAUUUAUAAAGAAGUCUGUAUUGGCAUGGCUGCCAGAGCUGCGGAGGACCCGGAUGAUGCAGGGGAUUCGAUCAGAAAGCAUCACAAACAGGCGUUCGAGUCCAUCUCGGCAGCUCUGAGAAUCGACGAGGAUGAGAAAGGUGACAAAGACCAGGCCGUGCGGUUGUACCGCAGGGGCAUCGCCGAGCUGGAGAAGGGCAUCGCCGUGCACGUGGCGGGAUCCGGCGAGAGAGCCGAGCGAGCCAGGAAGCUCCAGCAUAAAAUGUGCAACAACCUGAGCAUGGCGCAGGACCGCCUGGACCUCCUGGGUAAGAGCGGGUUGCCAGCCAGCUGCUUCUCCAAAAAGUCCGGCUCCUCUCAGUCCCUGCCGAAGAACAAGCCCUCGAGACCCCCCGCAGCCGCCCUCCAGCGCACCGCCAGCUACACCGGGCCCUCGUCGGGUCGGGCCGGGCCCCAGGCCAACCACCGGGCUCCCGCUGGACGGGGCGUCGCCCGAGAGAACCGUAGGCCCGGCGCCGCCCCGGCGAAGAGGGACAUGAAGAACUUCAAGAACGUGGACAGCAAACUGGCCAACCUCAUCCUCAGCGAGAUCGUGGACAGCGGCUGUGCGGUGAGGUUCGAGGACGUCGCCGGUCAGGAACUGGCCAAGCAGGCGUUACAGGAGAUGGUCAUCCUGCCCGCCCUGCGCCCGGAGCUGUUCACAGGACUGAGAGCGCCGGCCAGAGGCCUCCUGCUGUUCGGGCCCCCCGGGAACGGGAAGACCAUGCUGGCUAAAGCCGUCGCCGCCGAGUCCCAGGCCACCUUCUUCAGCAUCAGCGCCGCCAGCCUGACCUCCAAAUACGUGGGUGAAAGUGAGAAGCUGGUACGCGCCCUGUUCGCCGUGGCCAGGGAGCUGCAGCCGGCCAUCAUCUUCAUCGACGAGAUCGACAGCUUGCUGUGUGAGAGGAGAGAAGGAGAACACGACACCAGCAGGAGGAUGAAGACCGAGUUCCUGGUGCAGUUCGAUGGGGUGCAGUCGGGAGGUGACGACCGGGUGCUGGUGAUGGGAGCCACGAACCGUCCUCAGGAACUGGACGAAGCCGUCCUCAGGCGCUUCGCCAAGCGGAUCUACGUCACCCUGCCGUCUGAAGAGACCCGGCUGAAGCUGCUGCAGAGUCUUUUGAGCAGACAUGGCAACCCGCUGGCACAGAAGGAGCUGAGUCAGCUGGCCAGGAUGACGGACGGCUACUCCAGCAGUGAUCUGACCUCCUUGGCCAAGGACGCCGCGCUCGGACCCAUACGCGAGCUGCGCCCGGAGCAGGUCAGGAACAUGGCGGCCAACGAGGUGAGGAACAUCCGCUUCUCCGAUUUCGUCGAGUCCCUGAAGAAGAUCAAGAAGAGCGUGAGUCCUCCGACCCUGAACGAGUACGCCAGGUGGAACCGGGAGUACGGAGACACGACGGCUGUAUGACCCUCACACACACACACACACACACACACACACACACACACACACACACACACACACACACACACACACACACACACACACACACACACACACUCCUUCCUGCGUGACCUCUGGACUCACAACAGAGACUCACGGGCUUUUUUUGUUUGUUUAUUAAUAAUAAAGGUGACGAGUGUUA